UUUAGACAAUGGAUGAGAGUUGUGUAAAUAUAAAGCGUCUUGAAGAAGACGAAGAACAGUGCAUAAAUGAAGAUAAGACAGACCGAGAUAAGGCGGAAGAAAAGCUAAUCAGCUCUAAUGAGCAUUCAAGGAAACCAUGGCAACAAUUGCGGUCACGAAUCAGAGAGUGUGUACUGUAUGUGAAGAAGGUUCUGGUGUCUUUUGCUAGCAUGGAGUGGUACUGUUAUGCCCUGUUAGGCAUCAUCACCGCGCUAAUGAGCUUCUUCAUGGAUAUGACUGUAGCCAAGCUGCUGAAUGCUCACCAAUGGCUGUAUGGAUGUCUGAAGGGUCACCACCUGCUGCAGUUCCUCUGCUGGACGCUUUAUCCCGCCUGCCUGUGUGCUCUGUCCACCAGCUUCACCCACAGCAUCUGCCCAUUCUCUGCAGGCUCUGGUGUUCCCGAGGCGAGGGCUAUUCUCUUAGGGAUGGACAUGCCAGAUUACCUGUCCCUCUCCAAUCUGUUCGCUAAACUGUUUGGCCUGAUAUGCACACUAGCUUCAGGCAGCACAGUGUUUCUCGGCAAAGUGGGUCCAUUUGUCCAUUUAUCUAUCAUGGUGGGUGCGUUUAUGAGUCGCCUGCAUGUUUCCUGCCGUGGCGGAAAGCAGAGAGCAGCUAAAGGAGAAAUGCUGGUUGUGGCAUCAGCGGUGGGCGUCGCGAGCUGUUUUGGGGCUCCAGUCAGCGGUGUUCUGUUCAGUAUAGAAUUGAUGGGGACUCACUAUUCAGUCAAAGAUUAUUGUCCCUGCUUCUUUGCAGCGGCUUGCGGCGCAAUCACCUUCAGACUGCUUUCUGUCUGUAGUAGAGAUCAAGAAACCAUUCAGGCCCUGUUUAAAACCAGCUUUUCUUCUGAUCUGCCUUACCAGCCUUUUGAAAUAUUUAUUUUCGCUCUGCUUGGGCUGUUCUGCAGUAUUCUCAGCUGUAUUUAUUUAUUCUGUCAUCGCUGGGCUCUGCGAUUCAUCAAAACAAACAAACCCAUCAGCAGAUUUUUGGCAACAGAAAAGUCACUUUAUUCAGCCAUAGUGGCAUUUCUCCUCGCCUGCUUUACGUUUUAUCACUCGGCAGGAUAUUUCAUAGCUGCUGAGCUCACAAUGAAGCAGCUACUUACUUCACUGUUAGAUGGCACGUCCUGGUACACCGUUUCCCAGAAUGCCUCUGUCCUGCCUGAACCUCAGAAAACAUUCUGGCAGGCAUGGAACCCACCUGGCAGAAGUUACUUCCAAACACUAGGAUUUUUCAUUGCUGCAAAGGUUGGGCUAUUGGUCGUGGCUUGUACUUUGCCUUUACCUGCUGGCUAUUUCAUGCCAGUAUUUGUUUACGGUGCUGCGGUGGGGCGUUUGGUAGGCGAGGGCUCGGCCUAUUUGCUCUCAGAUGGAAUCUCAUCAGCAAAGAUUUUGAUAAACCCGGGCGGCUACGCUUUAGCAGGAGCAGCUGCCUUCUCUGGGGCUGUAACACACACACUCUCUCCUGCCCUAUUGGCUCUGGAAAUGACUGGCCAGUGCUCUCAUGCCGUCCCCGCUCUGGUUGCUACGCUGGUAUCCAAUGCGGUGGCUCGUGCAAAGCACCGUCCAUCUUUCUACGAUGGCAUAUCUCUUAUUAAACAGCUCCCGCACUUGCCAUCUCUCAUACGCGCUUGUCCAAAGCUGGCCAAUGUUCAGAUCAAGCAGUUUGUGAUCCCAGCAGGAGUUGUGCUGGAGAGGACAGAGACACUGGCAAGUCUGCAGCACAUCCUAAACGACAGUGCAGACGGCCAAUUUCCUGUGGUGGACUCUCACGACUCCCCUAUUCUCCUAGGUACAAUCAACAGAUCACAGCUGUGGGAGCGUCUGCAUCAGCAUAGAAAUGAGGGUUUAUGUAAACAGCUAGAAGAAGCAUGUUCUAUUCAACCUGUGCGGCUACAUCUGACUCCUGAAAGCACUGUAAAGCAGGCUCAUUGCAUCAUGAGUGUCACGGGUGAGCAGCGUCUGUUUAUAACGGAGAGUGGGCGGCUGUGUGGCGUCAUCACAUGGAAAGAGAUGAAGAAAAUAAUCGAAGAGAUGGCAAAGGAAGUCUGAUGCAUGGACAAUUAGCUCAGACAUCAGAUAUCACACACCCAGGACAGGCAUCGAUUUGUGCUUACCAUUUUGAUAAUCAUUUCAUCUGCUGGUGAUUUUACUUAGAUGAUUAUGUGGAUAAUUAUUCAUAGUGA
Sinocyclocheilus anshuiensis is the source of this 2221-nucleotide messenger RNA. Its product is annotated as chloride channel protein ClC-Kb-like. Gene Ontology annotation, biological process: chloride transport; transmembrane transport. Gene Ontology annotation, molecular function: voltage-gated chloride channel activity. The transcript has 19 exons. The record is from RefSeq and is a predicted model, not a curated record. Gene Ontology annotation, cellular component: plasma membrane. The coding region runs from base 9 to 2087 and encodes 692 amino acids. Lineage: Eukaryota; Metazoa; Chordata; Actinopteri; Cypriniformes; Cyprinidae.